Maniola jurtina (meadow brown) is the source of this 2265-nucleotide messenger RNA. RefSeq names its product zinc finger protein 16-like. Gene Ontology annotation, cellular component: nucleus. Bases 1 to 2031 code for a protein of 676 amino acids. The record is from RefSeq and is a predicted model, not a curated record. The transcript has 13 exons. NCBI's taxonomy places the organism in Eukaryota, Metazoa, Arthropoda, Insecta, Lepidoptera, Nymphalidae. Gene Ontology annotation, molecular function: zinc ion binding; DNA-binding transcription factor activity, RNA polymerase II-specific; RNA polymerase II transcription regulatory region sequence-specific DNA binding. Gene Ontology annotation, biological process: regulation of transcription by RNA polymerase II.
AUGGAGACUCAAGAAACAAAAAGUAACAGCAUGAUAAACAAACAGCCGAAACCUCUGGAAAUAGCAAUUUUUUCGUUCUCUUGUGAAGUUGCUAAAUUAAAAAAAAACACUACUACAGGUAAAUACUCGGACGAGUUCACGUUUACGAAGAAGCCGGACGGAAGCACGGAGUACGCGUGCAAGCACUGCCCGAGCGUGUUCCGAAGCAACAACAGCUACGUGCAGCACUACCGCCAGGUGCACCUGAAGGAGCGGCCCAAGCUGCGUGCAUGCCACCUGUGCGACGUCAAAGUGCCAGAAGCCGGACGGAAGCACGGAGUACGCGUGCAAGCACUGCCCGAGCGUGUUCCGAAGCAACAACAGCUACGUGCAACACUACCGCCAGGUGCACCUGAAGGAGCGGCCCAAGCUGCGUGCAUGCCACCUGUGCGACGUCAAAGUGCCAGGUAUAUAAAAUUCACGUUUACGAAGAAGCCGGACGGAAGCACGGAGUACGCGUGCAAGCACUGCCCGAGCGUGUUCCGAAGCAACAACAGCUACGUGCAGCACUACCGCCAGGUGCACCUGAAGGAGCGGCCCAAGCUGCGUGCAUGCCACCUGUGCGACGUCAAAAAGCCGGACGGAAGCACGGAGUACGCGUGCAAGCACUGCCCGAGCGUGUUCCGAAGCAACAACAGCUACGUGCAACACUACCGCCAGGUGCACCUGAAGGAGCGGCCCAAGCUGCGUGCCUGCCACCUGUGCGACGUUAAAGUGCCAGGUGCACCUGAAGGAGCGGCCCAAGCUGCGUGCAUGCCACCUGUGCGACGUCAAAGUGCCAGGUAUAUAAAAUUCACGUUUACGAAGAAGCCGGACGGAAGCACGGAGUACGCGUGCAAGUACUGCCAGAGCGUUUUUCGAAGCAACAACAGCUACGUGCAACACUACCGCCAGGUGCACCUGAAGGAGCGGCCCAAGCUGCGUGCAUGCCACCUGUGCGACGUCAAAGUGCCAGGUGCACCUGAAGGAGCGGCCCAAGCUGCGUGCAUGCCACCUGUGCGACGUCAAAGUGCCAGGUAUAUAAAAUUCACGUUUACGAAGAAGCCGGACGGAAGCACGGAGUACGCGUGCAAGUACUGCCAGAGCGUUUUUCGAAGCAACAACAGCUACGUGCAACACUACCGCCAGGUGCACCUGAAGGAGCGGCCCAAGCUGCGUGCAUGCCACCUGUGCGACGUCAAAGUGCCAGGUGCACCUGAAGGAGCGGCCCAAGCUGCGUGCAUGCCACCUGUGCGACGUCAAAGUGCCAGGUAUAUAAAAUUCACGUUUACGAAGAAGCCGGACGGAAGCACGGAGUACGCGUGCAAGUACUGCCAGAGCGUUUUUCGAAGCAACAACAGCUACGUGCAACACUACCGCCAGGUGCACCUGAAAGAGCGGCCCAAGCUGCGUGCCUGCCACUUGUGCGACGUCAAAGUGCCAGGUUUUUUAAAAUUCACGUUAAUGAAGAAGCCGGACGGAAGCACGCAGUACGCGUGCAAGCACUGCCCGAGCGUGUUCCGAAGCAACAACAGCUACGUGCAACACUACCGCCAGGUGCACCUCAAGGAGCGGCCCAAGCUGCGUGCAUGCCACCUGUGCGACGUCAAAGUGCCAGGAUACAUGCGCGCCUUCCACAUGGAACAGCACGGGCUGCCGGCGCCAUCUUGCGGUUCGUGCGGCAAAAAAUUCGCCUACCCUCACCAAGUGUUACGCCAUCAGAAAACCUUCCACAUGGGGGAGAAGAACUUCGUAUGCACCACAUGCAACUUCAGAUUCUCCACCAACUACGAUUUGAAGAACCACGAAAAGACACAUUCUUCUCACAAACCGUUCUCGUGCGAGUACUGUAGUAAGACUUUUAGGUGGAAAAAGAGUUUGAAAACUCAUGUUAUGAUACAUUUAGGAGUGAAGAACCACGCGUGCGCGAUUUGCAAGGCCGCAUUCGUUCAACAGAGCAGCCUGAAGUACCAUAUGGCUAAAAAGCAUCCUGAAAAUCCUAAUUUAUACUGAACUAGAGGAUGCCCGCGACUUCGUCCGCGUGGAUUUAGGUUUUUAAAGAUCCCGUGGGAACUUUUUGAUUUUCCGGGAUUAAAAGUUGCCUAUGUCAAUUAGAGGGACGCAACCUACCUCGGAACCUUUAAUACAAAUCGGUUAAGCGGACGGGUUUUUGGGGAUCCCGUGGGAACUCUUUGAUUUUCCGGGAUAAAAAGUAGCCUAGGUCCGGCCCCGGGAUAUAAGCUAACC